UGACCCCGUAGUAGUUUUGGGUACCACCGCCGUGAGGAGAACGAUGGACCAGGAUGGCUUGUUCCUCAUGCUCAAGAUGUGCAACGGCUGCAGUCACAACAAGGGGAGCUGGAAGAAGUGCAUGUCAAGGAGGCACAACCCCAGGAUGUCCACGGUCCGUGAGGACGAGCUGACGAAUAGCCACCGACAGUGCGUCAAGCCGGACCAGGCCAUCACCAUCUACAAGCUCCACGACCACGAGACGAACGAGGACUACCUGGAGUUCGACGAGGAGAUUAUCUUUCAGACGGCGUGCCGCAUGUGUCUCAACAUCAAGUCCUGCCUCAGGCUAGGGAAAGUAUUUUCAGCCACGUUUGGCAAGGGUGGCAAGUCUGCGGGUCCUCUCAAGGGCGGUAGGGGGCGGAGGAGGAGUGCCCCGGAAAAGCUUGGCGACAUCCACGAGAUGGAGAUCGAAACCGAUUCUUCAGAGGUGUGCGAGCGGCCACACAAGCGACGCGGCAAGGCGGGCACCCCGGCGAACCCUGCGGCGGUUACACUUUCCCCGAAGGCGAUGCGGCGAGACUCCUUCGCCGCGUCUCCCGCCGCCGCCGCCUGCGAGUACGACGACGACGACGACGAGGAGGAGGAGAAGGAGGAGGAGGAGGAGGAGGAGGAGGAAGAAGAAGAGGCGAUGAUGAUGGUUUCCGACGGGGACGCCGGGCUUGGCGUCACCUCCCCGCCGCCCGUUCCCACGACCGUUGCGGAGAGGCUAGAGUUGGUUAAGGGCGAGGAGGCCGAGCUGCUGCGGGAGUUUGAGGAGACCCACAAGCGGAUCGCCCAGGAGGAGGAGGCGAAGCGUCAGGAGAUGGCGAGGUUCCAGCGAGCCGGUGAGGCGGCCCUGCGCGCGAUGCAGAAGGAGAAGGAGGAAGCUUUACAGCGCAUUUCGGCGGAGCGCAAGUGCAAGGCGGCGGAGCGUAAAGAGCUGUUGCACCAGCGCUUCAAGGAGUUCGAGGCCGAGGAGACCGAGCUCCGGAUCGAGGCGAGGGAGAGAGACGCCCGCCUUGAGGCCGAGAAGGAGCAGCUCGCGAAGGACUCCUCCGUGGCCGACGCCGCGGUCGCCGCCGGCAGCGGCGACACGCCCGGCGGCGACGGCACCGGAGGUGACGGUCCGGAGUGGGCGUCGGACAAGUGGAUCCUUGCCGGGAUGAACGGCGGCGGCGGCGGCGGCAGCGCCAAGCUUCCCGUCGCGGAGAGACCGCCGGUCUACGUGAGGGACCAGAAGGCCGACGCGAAGGCGGCGGCGGUUGCCAGGCUUCUGGCGGGUGGCGUGGUAGACGCGAGCGGCGCCUCCGGUGGCAGCGAACCGUUGGACAAGGAGGAGGGGACAGAGCCUGCGAGCGCAGAGGCGUCGCCAAUGUCGGAGAAGGCCUCGGGGGUGUCCAAGGGCGCCGAGGCACAGGAGGACGUGGCGGUUCCGACGGCAAUGGUCGAAGACGGGGAUGAGACGCCGCCGCCGCCGCCGCCGGAGUCGGCAGCGGCUCUGGGGGGUGGUCCCGCCGAGGCUAGCGGAGAUGCCGACGGCGGAGGCGUUGUGGUUCCAAACGACACCGACCCGGAGGAGGAGGAGGAAGACCCCGCUUUAGCGGCCGUCCCUGCAGCCGACGACCAGUGCAGCGGCGCGAAAGAACCGAAGGGCGACCGCAGAGCGAAUGGCGGGGUCGUUUCUCCCGCUGCUGCUGCUGCUGCUGCUGAUGCUGCUGAUGCUGUUGAUACUGUCGAGCCGCCGAGCGUCGCGGCGCUGUGAGGGCCAAAAACUGGACGCUCUGACCGCACUCGUCAUCGUUACUUUGUUGCGUAU
Molecule: messenger RNA, 1837 nt
Organism: Ectocarpus sp. CCAP 1310/34
Lineage: Eukaryota; Phaeophyceae; Ectocarpales; Ectocarpaceae
Source: the annotation of a GenBank genome assembly